UCGCUUAAAUUAAUUUUUGUUUUUAUUUAUUUAUAUGCUUAAUCCGACUAAUGCGGUGUAUAGUUGCUUACCCAGGUACCGAGACUGAUUUGCCGGGCGGGGCUGAGGAGGAGGACUUUAGUUGCUAUUGGUACUCAAGAUUUGGACACAUUGCAAGGCCCCUUCUCGUAUGAGCAAUGCCGCCGACGGAGAUAAACUUUGUCCCUUUAAAGCAGGUUGCAAGGGCUGGAUAUUUGGAGGUGCUCACGUGGAUCUUAUGUUCCCAUGAGGAGAAUUUUUCAACGUUAAAACGAGAGGAUGAUGGGAAGAAAGCAGUCAUUAUUGUGAAUCCUCGUUCAUCUAAAUUUGAGGUUGUUCGAACAAGUCUGACGUCAUGCUUAUUGAAAACUUUGAAGCACAAUAUUGACCAUCCGAGGGCAAUAAAAGUACUCUGUGCAGAUCCCAUGUGGCUAAUCAUCUUGUUGUUCUGUGCUGUUUCAUCCGUAUAUUUGAAGUUGGUGACGUGGUGACACUUGACGCUGCACGUGAUGUUGGUGCUGCAAAUAAUCGUCGACUUGCAGCAUUAUAUUGCAAUGUAACCUCGGGAUUUGAGGACAUGGUAGGUUUGGUGGAAAGAAUCAUGAAAAUCGUGAGAGCUCCUCAUGUCCCAGUUGGUGAUAGUUUUAUGAGACCUUCAGAG
Messenger RNA from Ananas comosus (pineapple), 679 nucleotides. Its product is annotated as phenylalanine--tRNA ligase beta subunit, cytoplasmic-like. The record is from RefSeq and is a predicted model, not a curated record. The transcript is spliced from 7 exons. Gene Ontology annotation, cellular component: phenylalanine-tRNA ligase complex. Gene Ontology annotation, molecular function: phenylalanine-tRNA ligase activity. Gene Ontology annotation, biological process: phenylalanyl-tRNA aminoacylation. The coding region runs from base 177 to 509 and encodes 110 amino acids. NCBI's taxonomy places the organism in Eukaryota, Viridiplantae, Streptophyta, Magnoliopsida, Poales, Bromeliaceae.